This is a messenger RNA of Callorhinus ursinus (northern fur seal), 1852 nucleotides long. Lineage: Eukaryota; Metazoa; Chordata; Mammalia; Carnivora; Otariidae. The record is from RefSeq and is a predicted model, not a curated record.
GGGCCCCAGAGACCUGAGUGGCGCUCAGCUCUCCAUGUCCUGCUGAAGCCUUCAGCCCAGGGGACUUGGCAGUAGCUCUGGCCACAUGCAUCUGCCGUGCCUUGUCCUCCGCAUGCGCUGGCUCUGGGACCGGGCCGCCGGUCCCCGUGAGGAGCACUCCCGCGUGGACCCCGAGCAGCUCUUCACCAAGCUGGACCGUAUCGGCAAGGGCUCCUUUGGGGAGGUGUACAAGGGCAUUGACAACCGGAGCAAGGAGGUGGUGGCCAUCAAGAUCAUCGACCUGGAGGAGGCCGAGGACGAGAUCGAGGACAUCCAGCAGGAAAUCACUGUGCUCAGCCAGUGUGACAGCCCCUACAUCACCCGCUACUUCGGCUCCUACCUGAAGAGCACGAAGCUGUGGAUCAUCAUGGAGUAUCUGGGCGGCGGUUCUGCGUUGGACCUGCUUAAACCCGGCCCGCUGGAGGAGACCUACAUCGCCACCAUCCUGCGGGAGAUCCUGAAGGGCCUGGACUACUUGCACUCGGAGCGCAAGAUCCACCGAGACAUCAAAGCCGCCAACGUGCUGCUCUCAGAGCAGGGGGACGUGAAGCUGGCAGACUUCGGGGUGGCGGGGCAGCUCACAGACACGCAGAUCAAGAGGAACACGUUUGUGGGCACCCCCUUCUGGAUGGCACCCGAGGUCAUCAAGCAGUCGGCCUAUGACUUUAAGGCCGACAUCUGGUCGUUGGGGAUCACAGCCAUCGAGCUGGCCAAGGGUGAGCCUCCGAACUCUGACCUCCACCCCAUGCGUGUCCUGUUCCUGAUCCCCAAGAACAGCCCGCCCACCCUGGAGGGCCACCAUAGCAAGCCCUUCAAGGAGUUUGUGGAGGCCUGCCUCAACAAGGACCCCCGAUUCCGGCCCACUGCCAAGGAGCUCCUGAAGCACAAGUUCAUCACACGCUACACCAAGAAGACCUCCUUCCUCACCGAGCUCAUCGACCGCUACAAGCGCUGGAAGUCGGAAGGGCACGGCGAGGAGUCCAGCUCCGAGGACUCGGACAUCGAUGCAGAUGCUGAGGACGGAGAGCAGGGUCCCAUCUGGACGUUCCCCCCCACCAUCCGGCCAGGCCCGCACAGCAAACUGCACAAGGGGGCAGCCCUGCACGGCCCCCCGAAGUCUGCGGAGCCCGUCAAGAGGCAGCCGAGGUCCCAGUGCCUGUCCACGCUGGUCCGGCCUGUGUUUGGAGAGCUCAAGGAGAAGCACAAGCAGAGUGGCGGGGGCGUGGGGGCGCUGGAGGAGUUGGAGAACGCCUUCAGCCUGGCUGAGGAGUCCUGCCCUGGCAUCUCGGACAAGCUGAUGGCUCACCUGGUGGAGCGGGUGCAGAGGUUUUCGCACAGCAGAAACCACCUGACGUCAACCCGCUGAAGGGCGUGGCUGCUCGUGGAGCGUGGGGAGAAGGGUCUUUGUGCGGAGCUCGUCAGGCCUGGGCGGACUUGGAACCCCUGUGCUGCUGCGGCCACGUGGGCCUCGCUGCUGGGUCACAGCCUCCUCCCCUUCCCGGCAGCGGAGCGGCGAACCCCGCGGCGCCCUGGACUGAGGAGCGGGGACUGUUGGGCCCGUCCGCCUCCUCCCCUGCCCAGGGGCCCACGGUGGCCACGCCGGUCAUAGAUUGGCCUGGUGGUGUCGGAUCAGGUACCGCGUCUCCAAAGUACUCGAGUCAGCCAGAACUGGUUGUGGUGGUGUGGUUUUGGUUUUGUUUUUGUUUUUAAAGAAAAUGAACUUCGUUUCCCUAAAUGUUCUGAAGUUAAGGUGUUAGUUUUCAUAGAAUAUGGAGAGGCUCCUGCCACUUUGAAUAAAGACCUGAAUUGGAGA